Molecule: messenger RNA, 1517 nt
Organism: Rhagoletis zephyria (snowberry fruit fly)
Lineage: Eukaryota; Metazoa; Arthropoda; Insecta; Diptera; Tephritidae
Product: FAS-associated factor 2-like
Biological process (GO): ERAD pathway
Cellular component (GO): endoplasmic reticulum
Molecular function (GO): ubiquitin binding
Source: RefSeq, a predicted model, not a curated record
AGAAUUCAUCGUAACUUGAGCCAAUUUGCAGCGGUUUUGUUUUAUUAUUUUAAUAAAACUAGGUUUGUCUGGAAAAACAAAUUACGGCGUCAACAGUUAAUUUUCCGUAUACUUUCACUCAUAACCAAUCACCGAGUGCAAAAAAAGCGGGAGGGCAAAUACUAUUUGGGAAUGCAAAUACUGCAACGCUUCAUAUCGUCGAGGGAACACGACUUUUCCACACCAGCUAAAACAACAACGACGACGGCAAGGUCUACGUUCUUUGCACCGUCCAUACGUGUACACGAACAACAAACUACGAAUCAUCACCUUUGAUUUGUUGCCUUUCUGUACUGCUGCGCCCGAAAAAUCCAAACUCACACACAGUCAUGGAAGACGGACUUACAAAUGAACAAACCGAAAAGGUUCUACAGUUCCAAGACAUAACAGGCAUUGAGGAUAUGAAUAUAUGUCGGGAUGUCUUAAUCAGACAUCAGUGGGAUCUAGAGGUUGCUUUUCAAGAACAAAUGAACAUACGUGAAGGUAUUCCAACAACAUAUGCUGCCUCGAGAGAUGUACGCGCACCUGCUGUCAUCGACGAUCGCUUUCUGCAACAAAUUUUUUCCGCAAAUAUGCCCGGUGGUCGAGCGGUGCGCGGAACUGGAGGUCCUAUCCCGCGGAGCUUUACAGGCUUCAUUGGCUACGUGAUUAAUGUGGUAUUUCAGUACUGCUACUCAACAUUCGCCAGUGUACUAAAUGCGCUACUGAAUCUGGGGCGAAACGACGAAAGAAUCGUCACCGAUCCGGUGGGUGAUGUCAUGAGCUUUAUACGCUCAUACAAUGAACGCUAUCCAGCACACCCGGUCUUCUACCAGGGCACCUACGCGCAAGCACUUAAUGAUGCCAAACAAGAGUUGCGUUUCUUGCUCAUCUACCUGCACAAGGAUCCCACAAACAAUCCAGAUGUGGAUUCAUUGUGCCGCACUACACUCUCAAACCAAUCAGUAAUUGAUUAUGUUAAUCGUAAUAUGCUUUUCUGGGGCUGUGACGUAUCCUCGCCAGAGGGUUAUAGGGUAUCGCACACAUUAAAUGUGCACGUCUAUCCGACGAUGAUGUUAAUAACUCUACGCAACAAUCGAAUGGUUGUUGUGGGUCGCUUCGAAGGUGAUUGCAUGCCUGAAGAGUUGAUACGCCGCAUGCAAACGGUGAUAUCGGCAAAUGAGAUAUGGCUGAGUCAAGCACGGGCUGAUCGUUUAGAACGAAAUCUUACACAAACUCUACGCCAGCAGCAAGACGAAGCAUAUCGGCUUAGUUUACGUGCCGACGAGGAGAAGGAGCGGCUUCGUCAGUUAGAGCGUGAUGCUGAACGACAAGCGCAGGAGGCUAUUGAACGCGAACGCGCUGAAGAGACACGCCGAAAACAAGAAAUUGCUCAACUAAAAAUUGAGUUGGCCAACAAGGUACCAAAUGAACCACCAGCCGGUACAGCGGAUACCAUCUGUGUCGUAUUCAAACUGCCNGAUAAAUACCGGUGUUAA